AUGCCAAAACUGACAAUUACUAAAAAGUGGCAGCAGAAAAGAGCAGAGGUAGCUUGUUCUGCACGUGCAUCUUACUCUCUUGUUGACCUUGAUUCAAGUGAAGAAUACCUUGAUUCUAGUAGCAAUUCAGAUGAAAGUUCAGAUGAUAAUUUUAUAGACCUGGACAACCUUGAUGAUGCGAAUAUAAUCAUCGAGCAACUUCGUGUGAUUUCAACAGUGGGAUCUAAAAAAAAAAGGUGCCCUUCUGUCUAUAUUGAGAAUUCUAAACAUACAAGACAAAGAAGAAAUAAGACUUUCAGAGAAGCAGCUAUCAGAAGCUUGAAGAUUACGCAUUUUUUUUCCAGUAUACAACCACUAAUGGUAGAUAAUGAUGAAAGUUAUAGGGACUUUCAAGACCAGGGUGAUCAGAGUGACGAUGAAUUAGAAGAAGAAUUGGAUGAUAAAGUGCUCUCAACAACUGAGAAGGCUCAUUAUUUGGCAGUUCUUUAUUUCCUUCGUUUACAUUUGCAAGGUCAAAAAAAAAUAGAAGCAUCAAAAACAGUCGCAGAUAUUGUUAAUAGUGGGCCAUGGCUUGCACGCU
Messenger RNA from Scutellospora calospora, 580 nucleotides. The record is from the annotation of a GenBank genome assembly. Lineage: Eukaryota; Fungi; Glomeromycota; Glomeromycetes; Diversisporales; Gigasporaceae.